AUGGAGACACCAAUCCUGAGGAAGAACGGCCAAGAUAAUAUGACUUAUAUUGUAGGCCUAGACUUUGGAACAACCAUGACAUCAAUCUCAUACUACCGAUUUAAGUCAGGCAAGCGUCCUGCAAAAGUACCUCAGAGUCAAAUCAAGGACAUCACCGACUGGCCAUCCGCUGGCCGGGAUCAGCAGAGAGGGGAAGUUCCAAGCGAGAGCCUAUACCUUGACGGCAGCUAUUACUGGGGAUAUCAAGCCCGCCAGAAACUGGAACAGUUUCACUACAGCGGAGGAACAUCAGGUCUGGCCGGCAGACUCAUAAGGUUUACAAAGCUUUUGUUGACCGACGCUGAGUUGAGCGAGGAAGAUGAGACAGACAAUCAACUUCGAGUAGUGAGGGAAACACUCAGGCAUCUGGGUAAAACAGUACAUGAUGCCGUAAAGGAUUACCUGGUUGAAGUAUUCCGGUUUGCAAAGGACUAUCUCACAGACGAGGUGAAUUUCACCGAAUCAAGCGAGGUAGAGCUUUCCCUGUCUGUUCCUGCAGGAUGGCCGAUAGAGGCUUCAUGGUCAUUGCAACAGAUCGUGAGUGAAGCUGCAAACGAAACUACUUUCGGUCAAGUAUCAAGCUUCUUUAUAAUAAACGAGCCAGAAGCUGCUUCUGCAUUUGCAUUGGAUCAUGUGGUUGGGGGUACAAAUGUCUCAAGAGGGGAGACGUUCAUGGUAUGUGACGCCGGGGGAGGCACAGUGGAUGUAACAACCUACACCGUGGGACACAAAAGUCCAUUCAGGCUGACUGAGGCAGUCCCACCCUGCGGAGGAAACUUUGGUUCAACGUGUGUCAAUCGGGCCAUGGAAUCUGAUCUUGUAGAGGAUCUAAAAGAUGAGCCAUGCUUUUCCCAGAACAAAAUAUCGAUGGAGCAUCAGCUUUCUCACAAUCUGUUCCGCAAAUUUGAAAACGACGUGAAACGAAAUUUCGAUAAUGGAGAUGCCCUGCAAGGAGACGCUUAUUUGGAAUUGUACGGGUUGGACGAAAACCCUUCUAAGGGGUUUGGAAGAGGCAUGAUCAUUCUCAAGAGGGACCGGGUCAUGGAAUGGUUUCUGCCAAGCCUCGAAGGCAUCGCAGGUCUCAUCCAGCAACAGCUUGAUGCUUGUGCAAGGAUUGGACUGAGGGUACAGAAAAUCAUCCUUUUCGGUGGUUACGCUCGGUCGAAGACCCUUCAAAGCUUCUUGAGGCAAAAGUUUUCGAGGCAUCCUAAGGUCGUCAGUCCAAAGGCUGGUGUCUUUGAAACGACUGUGUCACGAGGGACGGUAUACCGCGCUAUUGAUAAAAGCAAAGGGCCACUGCGUCAAACUAUUGCGAACAUUGGCAUACUUCAAACUGAGCCAUAUAAUCCCAAGAAAUUUGCGGCCCAUAGAGAGGCUCCACCAGACAGGAACGGUCUUAACAAGAAGAAGUAUGUCUAUGGUACAGUACAGUGGAUCAUAAAAAAGGGACAACUCGCGGACUAUAAUGAAUCGGUCCAGGAGAGUAACCACCGAGUCAUUCCAGUAGAUCAGCCUUGGAAGAUCAAACAAUCCAUCUAUUACAAUCCAUUAAUUGAAAAUCCCCAGGACCACUACCCUGUGGACCAUCCGAAGAAUGCAGGUUCCCGAUGGGCAGACACGGUGAUGUUUGACCUAACCAGCGCGAAAGAACGAUACCCAUUACAAGCAAAGGGUCAAGGAGAUGACAGGCAUUACGAAGUUCACUAUGAGUUAUUGGUGGAGCUUCAUGGUCGCAAUCUGAAGGUUUCAGUAGUAUAUCCUCCCGGAGGGGAAGUCCAGGGUACUAAGGAGAUUGUCGUUGCCGCUUGCUUUCGUCCUGGUACAGAAUAA
Aspergillus lentulus is the source of this 1869-nucleotide messenger RNA. Lineage: Eukaryota; Fungi; Ascomycota; Eurotiomycetes; Eurotiales; Aspergillaceae. The record is from RefSeq and is a predicted model, not a curated record.